CCGAGAUGAAGGUGGUUGUUCUCAUGCGGCACAGCAACGAGAAAACAGACAAAGAGGCUGUUCUCAAGCAGGCGCGUUUCAAAGUCAUCAAGGUGACACGCACGCGCGUGACAUCAGACUUUCACGGGCAUUCCAGCGCCAGCCAGCCCCGAGGGGGGGGUUGCGGCGGUGGCGCGCCCGACGAGCACGCGAACCACUCGGACACUCGGACCCCUCCACGCGCGCGCGACCGACGCACAUUCCAUUGCGAUGAUUUUGUUAGGCUGAGUCGUGGCGACGAACGUCGCUGCCUGAGUCCAUCCUAUCGACUAAGUGUGUGUGUGUCUGCUCCGUCGUCAGAUCUGCCGGCGAACCAGAUCAUGAGCGGGGAUGCGCGACACUUUGGUCGUCGCCGAACCAAGGGAGCGCGCCGAAAGGCGAGCGGGGGUUGGACUCCUGUAUCGUCUCGUCUCGUCUCGCCUCGUCUCAAGAGGAGGUUACAGCAUGAAGGAGGGAGUCCCAUGUUACAGAUUAACAGAGAGGGCAACGGCGAGUCGUAUGCCGUGCAUGAUAACUCGGUAGUAGUAGUAGGAGGAUUGCGGGUAGCUGCUCGUCCGUCAUACCUUUUUGUCUUGCGCAUCAGCUGCACGGGGCCGCCGAGUAUAAACACACAGCGGACGAGGCCCGUUUCUUCUUCUUUUCUCUCCCAUGUCAGUGAGCCUCUCUCUCAUCAGUCUCGCGUCUGCCAGAAAUGA
Molecule: messenger RNA, 734 nt
Organism: Purpureocillium takamizusanense
Lineage: Eukaryota; Fungi; Ascomycota; Sordariomycetes; Hypocreales; Ophiocordycipitaceae
Exons: 1
Coding region: 6-734 (242 amino acids)
Source: RefSeq, a predicted model, not a curated record